Molecule: messenger RNA, 3044 nt
Organism: Paralichthys olivaceus (Japanese flounder)
Lineage: Eukaryota; Metazoa; Chordata; Actinopteri; Pleuronectiformes; Paralichthyidae
Gene: tor4aa
Product: torsin family 4, member Aa
Cellular component (GO): endoplasmic reticulum lumen; nuclear envelope
Molecular function (GO): ATP binding; ATP hydrolysis activity
Source: RefSeq, a predicted model, not a curated record
GGUAAGAUAGACAGAUAGGACUCUUCCUGAGUUGAGCUGUUUGCUGUGUGGGGCUCUUCUCUGCUGUGUCUGCUCCCGAACUAUGGACUAAACCUGCCCAGACACUCACUGCUCUUUUGAAAAAUUUGAGCCUCGUUCCAAGAUGAGUGACCAAGAGAGCAGCACCUCGGCCUCUCAAACAGAGGGAGAAUUGGAGGGAGAAAUGGAAGGGGACGAAGAACUAGAUGAAGGACAGAGAGACUCCGUCCCCAGUCUGUCCUCCACCCUCCUCGCUGUCAUACGCAUUAAACAGAAGUACCAGGCCUUGAAGAAGAGGCGUCAGGUGAUGGCCCUGAGCCUGGGAGAAGCAGGGACCUUCACAGGAGCUCCAGUUCGAACCAGCCCCAAAAUCUUCACUUUUGAUGGAAUCACCCCUUCGUCCGCUGUUCCUCUGAAGAAGAAGAGGAGAAGGAAGAGGCGGGUUAUGUUUCCGAACGGAAGGAGGCAAAGAGCCCCCCCAAAGCAGGAGCAGAGCAGAGCCAAGUACUGCCUUUACCUGCUCUUUGCCAUCGUCUUUCUCCAGGUGUACAACGCCAUAGAAAACCUGGAUGACCACGUACUCAGAUAUGACCUGGAGGGGCUGGAGAAGACUCUGAGGAGAGAGGUGUUUGGACAGCAGGGUGCAGUGGAAGGUCUGCUGUCCCACCUGAACGACUACCUGUCCACCUACGUCCACAACAAGCCCCUCGUGGUGUCCCUGCACGGACCCAGUGGAGUGGGCAAGAGCCACUUGGGACGCCUCCUGGCAGGACACUUCCGUUCUGUGGUGGGGGAGGCGCUGGUGUUGCAGUACUACGUCCUCCACCACUGCCCCCAGGAGGCCGAGGCGCUGCAGUGCGCCAACGACCUCUCCACUCUCAUUUCACAGAUGGUGGUGCGUGCCGAGGAGGAGGAGAAGAUCCCGCUCUUCAUCUUCGACGAGGCCGAACACAUGCAUGAGGAGAUCCUGGACGCCCUGUGGCAGCUUGUGGCCUCCAAACAGUCCAAUGAAUACUUGAACGCCAUUUAUCUGUUCCUUAGCAAUCUGGGUCAUGCACACAUCACCAAACAUAUGAUACAGAACUCCUCAAGUAGUUCUAUGUCAGCAUCCCAUCGCCAUAGUAACCUUGAAAAAGAGCUGACUCCAAUAUUACGCAACACCCUGGAGAAGCUUCAUCUGCUGUGGACAGAGGCGGACAUCUUACCUCUGGGCCUUUUGGAGAAAAGUCAUGUGAUGGAGUGCUUCCUGGAUGAAAUGACUCGAGAGGGGUUCUACCCGGACCAUGUCAAUAUAGAACGCCUCGCAGGGGAGAUUGAAUAUUACUCCUCUGUAGGGGGGCACAAAUAUUCCCAGACGGGCUGCAAGCAAGUAGUUGCUAAGGUCAACCUGCUGUGAAGUGCUCUGCAGGAAAUGCUCCAAAUUCUUUAGAUGAUGAAGACACAGUUGAAGGGAAGUGAGUGAGGUUACGAAACUUGAAUGACACAAAAAUUGUUUUUUUCCGAGUUUUGAAGAACAAGAGGUUCUGCUGUGGGAAGAAGUACGAAACCUGUGAAGAAGUUUGAAAAGGCCUCAGUCUUAUCUUUUCAUGCUUGUGGCUUUAUUUGUACAGUAUCUUUGGAGCUUUCUGCCUCCACCCAAAUACAAUGAAAGUAAAUUAAAUUUCAUCUCAUGGGAUUUUAAAAUCACCUUAAAACUGUAAAGUCAAGUUUCUAUUGGAGCCGAUUCUACAGAGAAAGUAAUAAUGUUAUUUAACGGUGUUGACAGUCAGGUCUGCAUCAUCCAGUGUAAUCUUGAACAUUGUUUCUGGAAAACACAACUCUGCUGAUUUCUGGGGAUGACAGGGUUUCAGUGGUAACGGAAGUUUUGUCACAUCAUUCCUGUUUCCCUGAGGAUGAACCCUGCUGAGUUCUUUCUUUAUCCCCUGAAUGUUCUUGAUGUUCCACCAGCAAGUCCAAUGUAUCACUUAUCUAGUGAAAUACACUGCUUACAAUUUUUUGUAUGUACAUUGUAUAAUUUGUUGAGAACAAAAUGACGUAACAACUGUCAAUGGAAACGAAAAUCAUCAACCCACUGAUGACUGGAUUCAAAACAACAAGAUCUAAGUGAGAAACUGAAAUCGCAGGUUGUGUCAGACCUGCCAAUUCUGGUGUUCUCUGGUGAAUGCUAAUCCAGCUGCACGGUGCAGACACCAGUCCUGCUGCUGGGUUGGUUCCCCUUCUACGGCCCUGUCCAGCUCUCCUCGUGUAACUGCCGGCCUCCUGGUAUCUCCUCCAUGCUCUUGAGACUGUGCUGGGAGACGCAUCUCCCAGAUGAAAUGCCAUUCAUCUGCAUUGUAUUGGGGGGGAGGCAGGAAUCUCCACAGCUGAUAGAUGCUACUAGAGGUUACUAAGAAUAAAUGUUUAUUAGGGAUUUGGGUGAAGUGACCCUUUGACCCCUUUAAGACAAAGCAUAUUUCAGAACAACUGUAUUGACAACUCAACCACACAUGGGUGAACACUUAUUACUGAUCAUUGUAUGGUAUCACACAGAAAAACAGGGGGCGGAGUUAGACCUGUGUUCUUUCAUUUAGGAAGGGACGUUCACUUAUUUGUAAUGCAUCACUUACCAGCACUCAUUAUAGGGUGUUCAGAGGAAGUCCUGUUCGUCAUACGUUGAAUAACUUUUAUUGAUCCUAGUGCAAGUCCGAGGAUUUAAAAAAAAUCUAUGGAGGCGAGUGGAUUCACUUUAGUAUACAGCAUAAGAACAGCAGAUUCUGCCUUUGAGCUGCAGAUGGAAAGUGGUAAGCAGAAGUAGCAGCUAAUGACCCUUCAUAAGAUUUGGAGUGAUUCUUUACAAUUGUAUUUAUUAAAGAAAGAGGUAUUUGUGUUGAUAUUCUGAAAGUUAACAGGCAAAGAAAUGAAGUUAGUCUUGCCAUACUUGCACUAGCAUUAAUAUACAUUUUUAAUUGAUGGAUAUUUUAAUGUCCUCUGCUCCGAUCAUCUGUCUGUCCAAAUAUUUAGAAUAUCAAAUUAUAGGUAAAAUUAAA